Messenger RNA from Closterium sp. NIES-65, 465 nucleotides. The record is from the annotation of a GenBank genome assembly. Lineage: Eukaryota; Viridiplantae; Streptophyta; Zygnematophyceae; Desmidiales; Closteriaceae.
AUGGUACAGGUGGCUGUGGAUAAAGAGGUGAUGGAAGGGUUUAUAUGGGUUGGCUUCGUAGGGGGGGAGGAGAGGAGGGGGGAUCUGCAGCGGAGCCUGAUCAUAUCAUUGCUGCAGCUGUCUGGGAAGUGCAAGUUGACAGUGGGAGGAUUCAAGGGGCGCUUGCUCGUGCCUCUGUCUGGGAAGCUCAAGCUAGCAGUGAGUGAGUUCAAGGGGCGCUUGCUGCUGUCUGGGAAGCUCAAGCUAACAGUGAGUGAGUUCAAGGGACGCUUCCUGCUGUCUGGGAAGCGCAAGCUAGCAGUGAGUGAGUUCAAGGGGCGGUUGCUGGUGUCGAUACGCGAGUACUAUGAAAAAGGCGGCAAGGAGAUGCCUUCCUCUAAAGGUAUCAGUCUUCCUCCUGACCAAUGGGACAAGCUGGUUAGGCACAUUGAUACUGUACAAGAGGCCAUUGACCACUUGUCAUAG